This is a messenger RNA of Lampris incognitus (smalleye Pacific opah), 2046 nucleotides long. It is a transcript of the gene kcna4, whose product is annotated as potassium voltage-gated channel, shaker-related subfamily, member 4. NCBI's taxonomy places the organism in Eukaryota, Metazoa, Chordata, Actinopteri, Lampriformes, Lampridae. Gene Ontology annotation, biological process: potassium ion transmembrane transport; protein homooligomerization. The coding region runs from base 1 to 2046 and encodes 681 amino acids. The record is from RefSeq and is a predicted model, not a curated record. Gene Ontology annotation, molecular function: potassium ion binding; delayed rectifier potassium channel activity; protein binding. Gene Ontology annotation, cellular component: membrane; voltage-gated potassium channel complex. The transcript has a single exon.
AUGGAGUUCGCCAUGGUGGGCGCGGACGGCGGCUGCAACAGUCACCCACCUUACGGAUAUGCCCAGGCUCGCGCACGCGAGAGGGAGCGCGGGAGGGAGCGACAAGCCGCGCAGACGCGAGCAGCCGCGGCCGCCGAGGCGGUGGAGGGCGGGGCGUCGGCCGCGACGAGCGCCCAUCUCCUUAGCAACCACCAGCAGCAUCAGUGUCGCGCCGCCUCCGCGUCCAACGCCAGCAGCAGUAGUGGCGGCGGUAGCGGCGGCGGCGUUGCGUCGCGUCCCUCCUGCUCCUCCUCCUCCGCCGCCGCCUCCUCCUCCUCCUCCUCGCAACCGCCACAGCAGAACCAGCACGACACCGAGCAGCGAGUUCUCAGAGGGCGGAAAAAGCAACGCGGCGUCGGACGCUGGAGACGGAGCCGGCCGACUCUCGGCGGGGACCUGCGCCACUCGGAGUUGGCGCUGCUUGGAUCCGAGGAAGAUAUCAUGAUAGAGGAAGAGGAGGCUGAGGGCGCCGAGGAGGAGGAGGAGGAGGGCGACGACGACGACGGGGGAAGCAAGAGAUCGACUUUUCUGUGUAACAUGGAUGAUGAGGAAGAGAGUGUCUCACUCACAGACAGACGUCCCCAGUCGGGGUAUGACAAUGUUUACAGUGAGUAUGGGUGCUGCGAAAGAGUUGUCAUCAACGUGUCCGGUCUGAAGUUUGAGACUCAGCUGAAGACUUUAACCCAGUUCCCGGACACUCUCUUGGGAGACCCCGACAAACGAAUCAGGUACUUCGACCCGCUAAGGAACGAAUAUUUUUUUGACAGGAACCGACCAAGCUUCGACGCCAUUCUUUAUUAUUAUCAGUCCGGGGGGCGCUUGAAAAGACCCGUCAACGUACCCUUUGACAUAUUCUCCGAAGAGGUAAAGUUCUAUGAACUUGGGGAGGAGGCGAUACUGAAGUUUCGGGAAGAUGAGGGCUUUGUCAAAGAGGAGGAAAAACCCCUACCGGAGGACGAGUUCAAACGCCAAAUUUGGCUGCUUUUUGAAUACCCGGAGAGCUCCAGUCCUGCGAGGGGAAUAGCGGUGGUGUCCGUGUUGGUUAUAGUCAUAUCCAUCGUCAUUUUCUGCUUGGAAACGCUGCCAGAGUUCAGGGAUGAAAAAGAAUACUUACAGCCACGACACAACUCGACCCAACCUGACCAUGGAUUUACCCCUUUCAACGACCCCUUUUUCAUUGUGGAAACGGUAUGCAUCAUUUGGUUCUCUUUCGAGAUUAUAGUGCGCUUCUUCGCAAGUCCGAGCAAAGCUGCUUUCUUUAAAAACAUUAUGAACUCAAUAGACAUUGUAUCCAUUUUGCCUUAUUUCAUAACUCUUGGCACAGACCUCGCCCAGCACCAGGGCAACGGGCAGCAGGCAAUGAGCUUUGCGAUCCUGAGAAUCAUCCGCCUCGUCAGGGUCUUUCGCAUAUUCAAACUGUCGAGGCACUCCAAAGGACUGCAAAUCCUCGGCCAUACCCUCCGCGCCAGCAUGAGGGAACUGGCGCUCCUCAUAUUCUUCCUGGUCAUCGGCGUCAUUCUGUUCUCAAGCGCGGUGUACUUCGCGGAGGCAGACGAGCCCACCUCUCAAUUCACGAGCAUUCCUGACGCUUUCUGGUGGGCUGUGGUCACCAUGACUACGGUGGGAUAUGGAGACAUGAAACCGAUAACUGUCGGCGGGAAGAUAGUGGGGUCGCUCUGUGCCAUUGCAGGUGUGCUAACCAUUGCCCUCCCAGUGCCGGUGAUCGUGUCCAACUUCAAUUACUUUUACCACCGAGAGACCGAUAAUGAAGACCAAGCGCCGGUUGUUGAAAGCAUGCCCCCGGGCUGCCCCUAUUUCCCGGACUUUCUCAAGAAAUUCAAAGGCUCUCCGUCCGGCUCCUCGCUCGGCGACAAGGCGGAGUAUAUGGAGAUGGAAGAGGGGGUGACGGAGUCGCUCUGUGGGUUAGACAAGAGCCCCAGUAAGGGGAAUGGCACAGACAUUAGCAGGAAAAACAGUAACUCGAAAUCGGUUCAGACUGAUGUGUGA